AUGCCCAUCAUUAACGGCCAGAAGAUGGCCUGUGCGCCAUGUAUUCGCGGCCAUCGUUCUACAAAAUGUACUCAUGCCACCGAGCGCGUUAUGGUGCCCGUGAGGAAACCGGGACGGCCCCUGAGCCUUUGCGCUUGUCCAAAUCGGCCUCCGAACUGCUCUUGCGGAGGCGGAGGUGUCAAGGUGGCGAUUCCUCGAAAGCAGCAGUGUGGAUGUGGUCCUGGUCACGGUAAUUCCGCAGAAGACCACUCGUCUACGGCUGCUGCCCAAGGCAUCCCGUCUCCUCGUUUUCAUGCCUCCUCAUCGACACCGGCGCGACCUGCUUUCAGGGUGAGCAAAUCAGGCUCCAUAUCGAAGCCGCAUGUCCGGUAUCAGCUGCCGACGUUUGACCUAGACCUGGCGACACUCGGCCUGGCCGCACAGCACAAUGCCGCCUUCGGUCCGAACAUGACGGGUGUCUCUGCCGGCGAACUGAUGACGAGCGUUAAUCCAACGGUGCAGCUACCAAUUGGGUGUCAGCCGGGAUUCAACUACGAAAUGGGAUAUCCAGCUGUCAGCGUUAAUGACCCCCCGUUGAACCAACAAACGUUUUCGUCCGCACCCUCAGUGGGACAUAAUGGAAUCGCUCAGUCACCGCCACAGGGAUUCAAGACUGAAAACAGCGCUCUCUCUGAGCAAAUGACCGUCUUCGCUACAUUGCAGAGACAGCAAAUGAUCAACCGCAAUGGGGUUACCGAUGCCACUUUUAUGGGAUCGGAUAGCUUCCCUCGACAACAAGUUGCACAUGGUCAAAGUGUACCGGUGACUCAAAGCAGUCCAUCGGCCACCCUUGGAGAUCAGAGCUUUACCAGCGAGCCCUUACAAUGGAACAAAGUCAAACAGGAUUUGGAUGCCAAAGCCAACGAAACGGAAGGGACGGGCAUAGAGAGCAGCCCUAAGAAAAAGAGCUGUUGUGGCGGCAAUCGUAAUUCACGAGGAUCUCAACAGCACGUUAAUGGCUCUGUUACUGUGUCUCAGUCGGGUUAUGGACAGCCUUCCGCAACCCCUUUGCAGUUCAACACUAAAUCCCCUCUAGAACUCAAGCAACAGCAAGAACCUUUACCGUCCCCAGUCAUGCCCUUCGGUUAUCAAACCGUCUUUCGGUACCCAGAAGAGUACGGUUCCUGGAACCACCCCCUUGACCCCCAAACCUACCAACAAAUAGCCCACCAAGGUGCCGCUACCGCACAAGCAUCCCAACAAGGAGCCGACCUCACCCUUGAUCUGUUCCUUUCCGGCGGAGGAGGUGCUGGCGCUGGGACAAGUCACGAAUGCACUUGCGGUCCCGGCUGUCAAUGCAUCGGAUGUGUCGCACAUCCUUACAACACUCAAACCAUUCAAUACGUCCAGGACGCUUACAACUUCAACAUUGCUAGUCCCAUCGGCAGUCCCGGUGGUCAGAACCAUCGCGGUAGUAUCGACUUUGCUGCUACUGCCGGGGUUCACCAGCAGCAACAGCAACAAUACCAAAUCAGCAGCCCUACUCUUGGUCCUAGAAACGGCCAACAGCAGCAACCCCAGCAGCAACUGCCACCCGAUUCGCCAGUCGAGGCCCAGACGCCCAGCGACGCAUCAGGGACCCCCAGUGAUGAACAGUACCUCUCCACAGCGGACUUUCUGUGGGCGACCAUCCCACUACCUAAUUGUGCCGGCGAGUCUUUAUCUUGUCCGUGUGGAGAUGAUUGUGCCUGUAUUGGGUGUAUGAUCCACGGGAACGCGGUGCCGGCUUUGGCUUGUAUUGGAGAUGGGUUGGAGCAACAACAGGCGUAUGACAUAGGUCAAAAUCAGCAGCAACAUCAGCAACACCAGCAGGUUCAAAGCCAUUGCCGGAGUCAAAGCCAGGGUCACGAGGGUAUGAUGCCCAUGCCGGAUGGAUUACCACAGGGAAUGAUGGAUAGUGGCCCUUCGAGUGUGAUUCCCCUCGCUCACCGAGGCUUGGGAGACAUGAGCGGUUUGAACGUUCCUAACGGCGGCGGCAUGAGCAGUGAUAUAAACAGCGCCAUGUCCAGUCCACGCACGCCUCACACGCCCCGUGGUAUCGACGGCAUCCUCAGGGCUGCUGCCAGUGGCGGUGAUGGUGUUGGUAACAGUGGUGGUGGUGGAUGUUGUUGCGGAGGUAGAGGAGGUGGUGCAGGCAGGAGCACAGAAGUGUCCGUCCCUUAG
Molecule: messenger RNA, 2202 nt
Organism: Neurospora tetraspora
Lineage: Eukaryota; Fungi; Ascomycota; Sordariomycetes; Sordariales; Sordariaceae
Product: putative copper-regulated transcription factor
Exons: 2
Coding region: 1-2202 (733 amino acids)
Biological process (GO): positive regulation of transcription by RNA polymerase II; intracellular copper ion homeostasis; intracellular iron ion homeostasis
Cellular component (GO): nucleus
Molecular function (GO): DNA-binding transcription factor activity, RNA polymerase II-specific; copper ion binding; RNA polymerase II cis-regulatory region sequence-specific DNA binding
Source: RefSeq, a predicted model, not a curated record